Chaetomium globosum CBS 148.51 is the source of this 2238-nucleotide messenger RNA. RefSeq lists its product as uncharacterized. The coding region runs from base 1 to 2238 and encodes 745 amino acids. The transcript is spliced from 4 exons. The record is from RefSeq and is a predicted model, not a curated record. Gene Ontology annotation, molecular function: oxidoreductase activity; copper ion binding. NCBI's taxonomy places the organism in Eukaryota, Fungi, Ascomycota, Sordariomycetes, Sordariales, Chaetomiaceae.
AUGUUCCCGGCGGGCCCUGCCGGCCCUACCGGUCCAAAAUCUCCAUGUCAUAGGGCUCUGGUGCAUGAGCCUGUCCAGGGUCUUGGGCCCAAGGAACCGUACGAGGCCCCGAUUGGGGGAAGGAUCGGCCAUGUGCAGGAAAUAUUGGAUUCUGACACGGGCCACGGUCUGGCGACUGCGCGCGAAGGGCUCCUGUAUGAUACGAGGCAGGGUUGCGCUUCCACCCACCUCACCGGUAACCCGGACGGUUGGGGGCGGCUCUGCGUGCAAACCUUCCGACCACUCCCGACCGUCCUCAACCCCAUCGACAUCCCCGAAGUGACGGGCAGCACUCAUGCCGGGCCUUCCAGCCUGCCUGCAAAGUCCCUGCGCGGCACGGCUAAGAUUACCAUCGCGACGACCCCCAUAUGCACCGCCCUCAGACUAUUGAUGCGUGACUCAGGAGACUCAGCACAUGAGGGUAGACGCGGCAACGUCGGCGAUGUGCCCAGUGCGGCGGCCCAUCCGGCUCGGAGAACGCCUCGCCUCGAGGCUCGAGGGCAAGAGGAGCCGGUCUUGCCGACCAUGAAGUUUCGAGGAAGGAGACUAGAGAGAGAAAGGGAUACCCUCACCUCCAAGAUGAGGCAGUCCAUCUUCUCCCUCCUUGCCACAUUCACCGGCACCUUCGCCUUGAGCAUUCCCCUCGCCCCCGAUGGGCUCCUCCAACCACGACAGGCGGGGUGUGAGAACACGGCCGAGAGCCGCAACUGCUGGGGCGAGUACGACAUCGACACCAACUACUACGAUGUCUUCCCCGAGAACCCGGGCCCGCCCAAGGAGUUCUGGCUCUCGGUCGAGGAAGGGCCCUGCUCGCUCGACGGGUUCGAGCGGUCGUGCAUGACGUUCAACGGCACGGUGCCCGGCCCGACCAUCAUCGCGGACUGGGGCGACGAGGUCAUCAUCCACGUGACCAACAACAUGGCCAGCAACGGCACGAGCAUCCACUGGCACGGGCUGCGCAUGCUCAACAACGCGCUCAACGACGGCGUGCCCGGCGUGACGCAGUGCGGCCUCGCACCCGGCGAGACCAUGACCUACCGCUUCCGCGUCACCCAGUACGGCUCGACCUGGUACCACAGCCACUUCAGCCUGCAGUACGCCGAGGGCCUCUUCGGCGGCAUGAUCCUGCGUGGGCCUGCCACGCAGAACUACGACGAGGACCUGGGCCUGCUGUUCCUGCAGGACUGGGCGCACGUUGAGGCCUUCACCAACUGGCACGUGGCCAAGCUCGGGGCCCCUCCGACCAUGCCCAACGGGCUGAUCAACGGCACCAACACGUUCGACUGCAGCGGGUCGGACAACGCGCGCUGCGUGGGCGGCGGCAAGAAGUUCGAGAUGGUGUUCGAGCAGAACAAGAAGUACCUCAUCCGGCUGGUCAACGUGGCGGUGGACGGGGCGUUCCAGUUCAGCAUCGACGGGCACUCGCUCACGGUGAUCGCGCACGACCUGGUGCCGAUCAAGCCGUACACGACCGACAGCGUGCAGAUCACCAUCGGGCAGCGGUACGACGUGAUUGUCGAGGCCAACGCGCAGCCCGGCGACUACUGGCUGCGGGGCGGGUGGAACACCAACUGCGGCAUCAACACCAACGCGGCCGACAUCACGGGCAUCGUGCGGUACGACGCGAGCAGCACGGCGGACCCGCAGACGGAGAGCAGCGUCGACCCGGCCAAGGACUGCAUUGGCGAGGCGCCGUGGAAGACGGUGCCGCACCUGGAGGUGGACGUGGGCAACAUGCGCGGCGGUGUCGUGUACGAGGAGAUGGGCACCAAGUUUGACGACUACUUCAAGUGGACCAUCAACACGAGCAGCCUGUACCUCGACUGGGCGGACCCGACCAUGGGGCAGAUCUUCGAGGGCAAGAACUUGUUCCCGACCGAGUACAACGUUGUGCCUGUCAAUGUGGGCAUGUUCGACGGCGACACGUCCAAGUUCAACACGACGGGGACGUCGCGGCGCGACGUGGCGACGCUGCCGGCGAACGGCUACCUGGCCAUCGCCUUCAAGCUCGACAACCCGGGCGCAUGGCUGGUGCACUGCCACAUCGCCUGGCACGCCAGCCAGGGCCUGUCGCUGGAGUUCGUGGAGAGCCAGUCGGACAUCCAGACCGAUGCCGUCAGCAGGCAGGUGUUUGACGACGUCUGCGCGUCGUGGAAGGCCUGGUCGCCUGUCUGGCCGCAGGAUGACUCGGGUAUCUAG